UCCUCUCCCCUCCCCUCCCCUCCCUUCCCCUCCUCGUCUCUCCUCCCUAUUUAACGUCCCGGAGCCUCCACAUAGUCUGACUGAGAACAUGCAGGCUGCGGGGCAUCAACUGGCCGCAGUGCUGGCUCUGUUUGCAGCAGUGUGCGGAGGGUCGCAGGCCGAGGUGAUCGAUGACAUCCUGGGCAGCCUCUCCCGGGGAGCCGCCUUCCUGGAGAGUCAACACGAGCACAUCAACCUGGACGGAGUGGUCGGGUUCCUCAUGCUGCAGGCUGAGCUGAAGGAGGCGGUGCGGACGUGGCCCCACAGCGACCCGGUCAGCUGGGCCCAGAGGACCUCCACCGUGGUUCUGGUCAAACGUUUGGACCGGAGCUUCGAGAAGGCCGUCACCGCCCUGCAGCAGAACGACCCCAAGUACUACAGAGAGUUUGAGCCCCUGCUGUCGUCGAGCUUCUAUCUGAUCCCUCAGGAGUGGCAGUCCACGGACAUCAGCCUGGUGUAUUCCUCCAUCCUGAGCACCGAGUGCUACGACGAGCAGCUCAGCGACAAAUGUCUGACGCUGCUGCUGGGAACCUGGAAGAUGAACGGGACGCCCUGCAUCGUCACCAAACCCUGCCGGGACACCAUGACACGUUUCGGCUGUCCGCACUACUCUCUGUCUCACCAGCUGCUCUACUUCAUGAUCGGGAAAAUGAGGGCUGCCCUGGCAGAGGCGUACCAGAGGGCAACAGAGAAA
Molecule: messenger RNA, 733 nt
Organism: Notothenia coriiceps (black rockcod)
Lineage: Eukaryota; Metazoa; Chordata; Actinopteri; Perciformes; Nototheniidae
Product: UPF0764 protein C16orf89 homolog
Exons: 5
Cellular component (GO): membrane; cytosol
Source: RefSeq, a predicted model, not a curated record